AUGAAGGGCAGCAAGAUGGUAUCCGCCACCAGGGUGGUUCAGGUAGUAAAGCCACAAACUCCACUGAUAAGGCUCCCUAACAGAAGAGACAAUCCUAAACUUAGUGCCUCAGAAGCUAUGAGAUCAGCAGGGCUCCCGCCCCACUCUAUAAUCACACAGCAUUCUAAAGGAGGUAAAGCCCCAGGUUUGCUGAUGCACCAGGGUCCACCAGACACUGCAAACAUAAUCAAAACCUUACUUCAGAAAUACAGAAGGAAACUGAUCUCUCAAGAAGAAAUGGAAUUUAUCCAACAUGGAGGUCCAGAAUGA
Jaculus jaculus (lesser Egyptian jerboa) is the source of this 309-nucleotide messenger RNA. RefSeq names its product 28S ribosomal protein S36, mitochondrial-like. The transcript has a single exon. The coding region runs from base 1 to 309 and encodes 102 amino acids. Gene Ontology annotation, biological process: 2-oxoglutarate metabolic process. The record is from RefSeq and is a predicted model, not a curated record. Lineage: Eukaryota; Metazoa; Chordata; Mammalia; Rodentia; Dipodidae.